Messenger RNA from Didymodactylos carnosus, 1818 nucleotides. The record is from the annotation of a GenBank genome assembly. Lineage: Eukaryota; Metazoa; Rotifera; Eurotatoria; Philodinida; Philodinidae.
AUGAAUGAACUUGAAAAAGCAAUCAUUUCAUUUGAACGUGCCUUAGCGCUUGCUCCAUUGAAUGAUCAGGUCAAACAGGUUUUAGAUACUAGUCGAUUUAAACUUAGUCAGCAAAUACGUCAUGAACAUCUUGAUCCAAGACUAAAGCCUGAAACAAUGGAUGAACACCUAACUGAUAUGAAAGACAGAUUUGGCAUCGAUCCGGAACAAGUUCGCCUUGGUCAUCUUUUAGCUGACAUGAGUGAUGAUCCUACGCGAGCCAAUGUGAUUAAAGGACAUAAAUAUUUUAGAGGUGACACUGAGAUGAGAAUUAGACAAGACUAUGAUCAAUCAGCCGUCUAUUUCGCCGAAGCAGCUAGACAGGGCAACGCUGAAGGAAUGUACAAUCUAGGUAUGAUGUACGAUCGUGGACAAGGUGUAAAGAAAGAUCAUAGGUUAGCAACUCAGUUUUUUGAAAAAGCAGCAUUACAACCAGCACAGCUUCCUAAAACUAAUCUGCCAAAUAUUGGUGUAGCAGAAGCACAACACGCGCUAGGACUACGGUAUUAUAACGGUGUCGAUGUCCCAAAGAACUAUGCAGCUGCUGCAAAUUGGUAUAAACGUGCUGCUGAAAAUGGUUGUGAGCAGGCGGCAAAUAAUUUAGGAAUAAUGUAUCAGGAUGGUGGUGGUGUUGAACAGGGUAGUGUAAAAGCGGAACAAUGGUCCCAGUUUGCCGCUAAAAAAGGCGAUCCAAAUGCAAUGUACACAAUGUCUCACUUGUCGUUCAAGAAAAAUGAUUUUCAGAUGACACGAGAAUGGCAUCAACGUGCCUGUAAUGCUGGUCAUGUUUUGGCACUAACGAACCGCGAAAAGUUUUUAGAAGAGAUAAACGAAAGAGAAGCACUAGUCACGCAAUUGCCACCAAAUUUGUUGAAUGUACUGAAUGAAUCAACAAGAAUAUUGGAUUUAACAAAUAUAAAACCAAUGCCAAGCAAGAGCAGUUCCUCUCUAUAUAAGUACUUAGAGCUUAAAGAGCACGCAUUAAAAGGAUCAGUUACAGCCAAGCAGCUGUGUAUGGCAUUACAACAUUUCUACACGGCAUUAUAUAUAAUUACGCAGUCCGAAAAUUUAGAUGAAAAACAAUUUAUACAUGAAUUAGCUGAAGCUUAUCGUACCGAACAUCGUGUUGUCCAAAUAGUAGAUGCAGACCUAUACAAACAAAUUCAAACGGUUAUUCGCAGUUCACUAAAACGUCAUCCUGAUGAUGAAGAUGCGCAAAUCUGUUAUGUCUAUUUUCAUUCAGAUGAUCUAGAACCAAAUGCUAAAUUAUUGCAUGAAUGGAAAGUAACACAUCCAAACUCUAUUCAUCUUUACGAUUUAAGUGCAGCUGUGAACUGUUUUUUAAAGCAGUACGAACUUGCUCUAUUAGAUUGCAAUAUAGGUUUAAAACUGGAUCCAAAUUAUUGCGAACUUCUCUAUACAAAAGCAGUUGCAUUGCGCCUAUUGCCAAACACCGAUCAAACUGACAUUAUUGCAGCUUAUCAGAAGUUUUUGGCUCUUGCACCAAAAGAUCAUCGAAAAGUUCCAGAAUCUUACUACGCUAUGACACAGUGUUAUUUCCCUAGAGAAAAACCGGUAAAACAUGAUGUCACAUCUAAAAUUAUUCCCGAUGCAGCAGUUCAAACCUACGAGCAAGGUUUAGAAGCUGAACGCUUACAACUACCGUGUUAUUUACCAUAUAAAUCAACUAGCAAAACAGCUAUAAAAGCUGUGUUCGAUUUCGUCGAUUUGUGCAAAAGAGAUACAUUGCAGUCAGAUCAAACACCAAAGCAAAGUUAG